CCAAUGCUUUCCUUUCACCUUUGACAUUACAAAUUCCGAUUUUUCUGAUCAAAAUCAUCAGUUUUUUUGUCAAAAAAUGAGGAACGAUGAAGGUGGAACGAUGGUUUUGGAACACGCUGGCCACCGUGGCCGACCAAGUAAUCUUAGCAAUUUGUUUGCAAUAAACAAUGGCACUGGCGAGGAAGAAGAAGACUCCCCACAUCGUCAUAGCAAUGCUUCAAUGGCCAGUCCGAGGUAUUCCAUCAGCACCACGACGAGCGGCGAGGGUUCUCCUCCUCGCAUGAUGUCGCCGUGGAUUCAGCCUUCUCCAUGGCAUUUCCCUAGUUCUUCGUCUGCCCUCGAGAACGAUUUCGGCCAAAUCGGACUCAUCGGGUCUAUCGUUAAAGAAGAAGGCCAUAUUUAUUCAUUGGUCGCCGCCGGUGAUGUGUUAUACACCGGCACCGAUAGCAAGACCAUCCGCGUCUGGAAGAACUUGAAGGAGUUUUCGAGUUUCAAAGCUAAAAGUGGGCUGGUUAAAGCCAUUAUCGUGUUGGGUGAUCUGAUCUUCACGGGUCAUCAAGACGGUAAAAUCCGUUGCUGGAAAGUUUCAUCGUCGAACCCUAGCGUGAUCAAAAGAAACGGCAGUUUCCCGAAUUUCACUGAUUUCCUCAAAGGCUCUGUUAAACCGAAGAAUUACGUUGAAGUUCGGAAGAAGAAGAGCGUUCUUCGGAUCAAGCAUUUCGAUGCUGUUUCGUGCUUGAGUUUGAAUGAAGAAUUCGGACUAUUAUAUUCAGGGUCAUGGGAUAAAACCAUGAAAGUGUGGCGGAUAUCGAAUUUUAAGUGUUUGGAAUCCGUCGACGACGCGCAUGACGAUGCUAUAAACUCCGUCGCCGUCGGUUUCGAUGGCUUCGUGUUCACCGGCUCUGCUGAUGGGACGGUUAAGGCCUGGAAGAGAGAGUUUCUAGAGAAAGGAACCAAGCAUUCCAUGGUUCAAAUGUUGUUGAAGCAAGAGAACGCGGUGACGGCGUUGGCCGUGAGCAAGAAAUCGGCGAAGUUGUACUGCGGAUCCUCCGACGGACUCGUCAACUUCUGGGAACAUGGGAACCAAAACCUAACGCACGGCGGGGUUUUAAGGGGCCAUAAAAUGGCGGUUCUCUGCAUGGCUACCGCCGGAAACUUGGUGUUCAGCGGCUCAGCCGAUAAGAGCAUAUGCGUCUGGAGGCGAGAAGAAGGCGCCAUCCACAUGUUCCUCUCGGUCCUAUCCGGUCACACCGGCCCGGUGAAAUGCAUAGCGGUUGAAGAAGAUCACGGCACUUCGAGCAACUCCGACCGCAAGUGGAUUGCUUACACUGGCAGCCUCGAUAAAUCAAUCAAGGUGUGGCGCGUGGCUGAACAUGCACCAAACUUGAGGGUGAUCCAACACGGUUUCCUUUCUGACGAUGAUGACGGGGGAAGAGGCAGGCUCGUUUAGUGGGCCUCGGAAGGCACCCUUGGCGGCUGUGGAAGGAGCCACGUGUACAAACCAAAUAAUUUUAGCUGCCACAUCGGUUAAAAAAAAGCAAGGUAAAAGAGGGUAAUUUUAAAUUUUACAGUCUAUGCAUGAAGAAGAAGAUAGAGUGAAUAGCUCAUGAGCAUU
Messenger RNA from Hibiscus syriacus, 1615 nucleotides. RefSeq names its product protein JINGUBANG-like. Gene Ontology annotation, molecular function: protein binding. The transcript has a single exon. The record is from RefSeq and is a predicted model, not a curated record. Bases 77 to 1450 code for a protein of 457 amino acids. NCBI's taxonomy places the organism in Eukaryota, Viridiplantae, Streptophyta, Magnoliopsida, Malvales, Malvaceae.